This is a messenger RNA of Solanum lycopersicum (tomato), 2011 nucleotides long. Lineage: Eukaryota; Viridiplantae; Streptophyta; Magnoliopsida; Solanales; Solanaceae. The record is from RefSeq and is a predicted model, not a curated record.
ACUCCAAAAGAAUCAACUACAAAGUAUACAGGAGCUGGAAUGACAACUAGUUUGUUCAAUCCUCAUGUUGAAGGCAAACAAAUUAGUGCUAGUCGAAUAAGAAUCGAAAAAGGAUCGGAAAUCUUACAAGCUGGUUGGAGGGUAAAUAUAACUAAUCUUUUCUAUACAUAAUUUAAUUGCUUCUUAGAAAAAUGUCUCUAAGAUGUCAAUUACACGUCUUAAUAUAAAUUUACCAUCCGCUUAUAAUAAUAUUGUUGUUUUUUUAUUUCAGGUAGAUCCAACAUUAUAUGGGGAUAAUAAAACUAGACUUUUCAUACAUUAUCAGAUAGGUGAAACCCAAUGUUUCAAUACAUUAUGCCCUGGCUUUGUUCAAGUAAACCGCGAUAUACCUCUUGAUAGUUCGUAUGGGAAUCUUACCCAACGUGGAGUGCAUACAUGGGAGAUCCUAAUGUACAUUUAUAGGGAUCAAGCCUAUGGACACUGGUGGCUUCUAUUGGGACAAAAGUAUGAUUUAGUUGGUUAUUGGCCAAAUAUUAUUUUCACUGAGUUAGCACAAUUUGCUACGAAAAUUGAAUGGGGAGGAUCGGUAUAUAGUCCACCAGGUGUACCAGAACCUCCGAUGGGUUCAAGCUAUUUUCCGAUAGGAAAUUCUUCUUUUGAUGGGUACUGUAGGAGCAUCGCAUAUUCAAAUGAAGAAGGAGAUUCGGUUGAUAUACAUAAUAUAUUUUGGUAUACUGAUAAUAUUUUUGCAUAUAAAGUUAUAUUUAAAUAUCUAUUGGAAGGUUCAAAUAAUUUUCUUUAUGUUCUUUAUGGUGGACCUGGUAAUAAAGCACAAGUGUAAUUCUUGUUAGUUACUUUCUAUAAAAAUAUUUUAUUUUAAUAUCGAGCUUUCUUGAUAAAUAUAUAGUUGAAUAGUUCUUCUAUUGAACCUUAUCUUGUAUUUCUUUUUAUAUGUUUAAUAAUUUCGAUUUUCUUAGUAGUGUGAGUAAAACAAUACCAUGGGUAAAUUCUAGUAUUUUGAAUCGCACAUUCACAAAUCACAAUCAGCGUCAAUUGAUUUUUUUUAUUUAUUUUUUUUGAAUUCGGUUACAUUUUGAUGUAAUCUAUAUGUUCAGGUUAUUAUUUUGAAAUAUUAGCAAUUAAUAUUUAUUAAAUAAAAGACUUUUGUAUAUUAAUUUGUUGACCAUUGUACUUUAGAAGAUUACAUUUUGCUAUUCGAUUUUUUAAUUGUAUAAAGAAUUUGUAUUGUAUAAGUCUAAAAUUUUUGUAAUUCGAUUUCUGAGUGUAUAGAUUCAGAAUUUAUAUAUUUUUACCUUAGUUUUUUUGUAUAAGAUUUAUGAAACUAUAGCUAUAUAUAGAGCCUUAUUAUGACUAUUAUCUUUGAUAUUUCUGAAAUUUUCUCUUAUUUUACAUGCUAAAUCUCAAUGUUUUUUUAGGAGUGUGAGGAUAUCAAUUUGUUCUAGGCUGAACACAUGUGAAUUCAAAAUUAAUCGAAGUCUAAUGUAGAUAUCAAACAUACAGAAUGAAAAAAAAAUUAAUGUUGAUUGUUAGAAGAACUUUUAAAGGCUAGAUUCAUUUUCUACAAGUUCUAUUUUUCAUAUUUUAGGUGGAUCCAAUAUUAUACGGGGAUAUCAAAACACGACUUUUUAUACAUUUUCAGGUAAGGAUUUCCGCUAUGGUUCAUGAUUACUAGAACUAUAUGUCUUAUGGUUCAAUUAUUUUCCUUGAGUUACAAGAGUCCUUAUAUUUUAUGUAUACUAAUUUUUAGGCCGGUGAAGUUCAUUGUUUUAAUACAUUAUGUCCUGGCUUUAUACAAGUAGACAGUGAAAUACCUCUUGAUGUGUCAUACGAGGAUCAUAUUUCACAACGUGGAGGAAACUCUUGAUUAAUUUAUAACUCUUUUGGUGGAUCUAGCUCACAGUAUCUUUAUUUUAUUAUUAAAUACAUUGCAUCUUAAAUGAUAUUUUAGUCGUUCUAAGUAAAAGUAACAAUGGUCAUAAGAGGAAUUCGA